GGACUGUUGGGUAGAGGAAUAACCAGCAGCCUGUUUGGAGUGUUGAAACAUGUGGCUCCAGUCACAGGCGAUGUCUUUGCAGCAAGGGCAGCAAUGUCAGACAAUUCUGAGCAAGGCAGGGGUAGAGGGCCAAUUAUCGAGCAUCCACAUUCCAGCGUUCAAGAAUUGGCAGCUCAAGUGAAGGGAUUGGAGUUCGGACGAGCAUUGCUGGGGAGAAGCAGAGUUUUCCAUGGUUUGCCAGUUUGUUCACCUGGAAACAGGAGAUUUGCUCUCAGCGAGGCUGUCACUGGAGCGCCGGAGCAAGAAACUAGAGGAGAGCCAGUCAUGAAUAAAGGAUCAUCAGGAACAUCUGUACCUCUGGCAGUAAACCUUACCAAAAUACAUUGUCAAAAUGAGGCCGUUUAUCAGUACCACGUCACCUUCAGUCCUAAUAUAGAAUGUCGGAAUAUCCGCUAUGCAAUGUUAAAGGAGCAUCAGCUGGUUACUGGCAAAACUACUGCUUUUGAUGGCAGCAUACUCUACCUGCCUGUCAAACUACCUGAGAAGGUGGCUCUGAAAUCGCAAAGAAAAACUGAUGGCUUGGAAGUGUACAUCAAGAUUCAAUUGACCAAGAUUCUCCAACCCAACUGCGACCUCUGCAUCUCCUAUUAUAAUGUCGUAUUACGAAGAGCUAUGAGGCUUUUGGAAUUAAAAUUAGUUGGACGGAAUUUCUAUGACCCAACAAGUGCGAUUGUUCUUCCUCAAUACAGAUUGCAGAUAUGGCCAGGAUACUCCGCAAGCAUUCGAAGAACAGACGGAGGAUUGAUGUUACUUGUUGACGUGUCCCAUAAAGUAAUUCGUAAUGACUCUGUCAUUGAUGUUAUGCAGGCUAUAUACCAAAAGAGCAGUGAGAAUUUCCAGGAUGACUGUACGAAGCAGUUAGUGGGCAGCAUCAUCAUGACAAAGUAUAAUAAUCGCACCUACCGCAUUGAUGACAUAGACUGGGACAAAGCCCCGACAAGCUACUUUCAGAUGGCAGAUGGCACAGACAUUACCUUCUGUGACUAUUACAGCCAAGCCUAUGGAAUUACCAUUCAAGAUUUGAACCAGCCUCUCCUUGUAUAUCGACCUAAACAGAAGUAUGGACCACAGGGAAAGCCUAUCCAGAGCGAGAUCCUCCUUGUACCCGAACUGUCUUUCAUGACUGGGAUCCCUGAUCAGAUGAGGAAGGAUUUCCGUGCGAUGAAAGACCUGGCUGUGCAGAUCAACCUGUCUCCAGAACAGCACCACAUGGCUUUACGAAAACUGCUGAACAACAUCAAGAAAAAUGCCAUUGUCCAAGAAGAGCUGGCACACUGGGGGCUUGUCAUAGAUGAAGAUAUCUAUAAGACGGAAGGAAGAAUCUUACCUCCAGAAAAGAUCAUAGUACGGUACAGAUCGUUUCCAAGUGGGGCUGAUGUUAACUGGUCGAGAGAGGUUGUCCGUGAAAAAGUAAUAUCAGCGGCCACACUGCACUGCUGGGCUCUGUUGUACACCAAGCAAAGUGCAACACAUGCCAAGGAUCUCGUCAGCUUCAUGUCAAAGGUGGCAGAACCCAUUGGAAUUACCUUCCAGCAGCCUGCAUACAUCGAACUGAAGGACGAUCGCACCCAGACCUAUGUCCGAACUCUCCAGUCGUACCUGGGGAGUAAUGAUUCGGUGAAGCUUGUGGUAUGCAUAGUGACUGGCAACCGUGAUGACCUGUACCAUGCCAUUAAGAAACUCUGCUGUGUGCAAUCUCCAGUCUCCUCGCAGGUGAUUAAUGUGAGGACAGUCUCUCAAACUGUUAGGAUGAGAAGUAUCUGCCAAAAGAUCCUGCUGCAGAUAAACUGCAAAUUGGGUGGAGAACUGUGGGGUGUGGACAUACCACUGAAGCAGCUUAUGGUGAUAGGAAUGGAUGUGUACCACGACCCUGUCAGGGGGAAGCAGUCUGUUGUUGGAUUUGUUGCCAGCAUGAACAAGGCAAUGACCAAAUGGUUUUCGAAGGUUGCAUUUCAGAUGCCCAAUCAGGAAAUCAUCGACGGAUUAAAGAUUUGUAUGGUGGCAUCCCUGAAGAAAUAUUACGAGAUAAACCACUGUCUCCCAGAGAAGAUUGCUGUGUACCGUGAUGGAGUAUCUGACGGCCAGCUGAAUGCAGUGACAGAUUAUGAGCUUCCCCAGCUCCUUAAGUGCUUUGAGGUUUUCAGCAAUUAUCACCCAAAAAUGAUAGUGAUUGUGGUGCAGAAGAGGAUCAGCACCAACUUGUAUGCACAGGCACCUUCAGGCAGGCUCGAGGUGCCACCUCCUGGAACUGUAAUGGACCACACUGUCACCAGCAGGGAAUGGACUGACUUCUUCCUGUUGGCUCAUACUGUUCGUCAAGGCUGUGGAAUCCCAACGCACUAUAUCUGUGUGUACAACAGUCUGAAGCUCAGCCCUGACCACAUGCAGAGGCUCACCUUCAAACUCUGCCACUUGUACUGGAACUGGUCAGGCACAAUCCGUGUGCCCGCACCCUGCAAGUAUGCUCAUAAACUUGCGUUUCUCUGUGGCCAAUCUCUGCACCAGGAGCCAGCUGCCCUCCUUUCUGAAGUACUUUUCUACCUGUGA
Molecule: messenger RNA, 2607 nt
Organism: Hemiscyllium ocellatum (epaulette shark)
Lineage: Eukaryota; Metazoa; Chordata; Chondrichthyes; Orectolobiformes; Hemiscylliidae
Gene: piwil2
Product: piwi-like RNA-mediated gene silencing 2
Exons: 20
Coding region: 94-2607 (837 amino acids)
Biological process (GO): regulatory ncRNA-mediated gene silencing
Cellular component (GO): P granule
Molecular function (GO): protein binding; piRNA binding
Source: RefSeq, a predicted model, not a curated record